Tetrahymena thermophila SB210 is the source of this 4953-nucleotide messenger RNA. RefSeq lists its product as hypothetical. NCBI's taxonomy places the organism in Eukaryota, Ciliophora, Oligohymenophorea, Hymenostomatida, Tetrahymenidae. The transcript has 7 exons. The record is from RefSeq and is a predicted model, not a curated record.
AUGUCUCAAAAAGUUUUCGAGCCUAAUUAUGCAAUAAACGAGGGCGACUCUCCUGUAAACCUCUCGUAAGUGUCUGAGGGAUCAACAGCAAGUCCUGUAAGAAUAUCUCCUGUUCAAAAAUCCAACUAGAUAUCAAAUAUUAACUAUUUAUCCAACCUUAAGCAUUCGCUUAACCAAUAUAAUAAUGGAGGACGUAACGAAUAAUAGCAGCUUCAAUACAAGCACUCCAAUCCCAUUCAAGAAUCUGAUCAAGAUUAAUACGAAUACAACAAUGAUGGUAACCAUAAUGAAACUAAUAUUAGCUAUUCCUAGUCAGGAACAAGAAGUAAAUAAGGUACUCUUGGAGUAUUAAUGAAGGGACUAUCUCCAAAAGAGUUCGCAGCAAUGCAAGUUUACGGAAUGAAUCAAAGCAUGAGACAAAACAAGUCUAAUACAAUGGGUACGUUAGGAAGCUAGCCUACUGUUAAAUCAGUAGGUUCUGUAAAUAUAAACAAUAUGUAGCAAGGUCAAACAGUUGAGCACAUAGAAACAUUAGAUAAUUAACUUUCAUAAGGAGAAAUAGCUAUUGAUUAGGAUCAUUAUCCAUAAGAUUAUUAAAACGUAGCUCCUUCAAAAUACACAUAAAGAAGUCAAGCAUUGUUUGAGUAUUUAGCAAAAACAGGAGAUAUUAUGAAAAGCUAAGAACGCUUACAUACUUCAACUUACGCCAAGAACUUGCUUUUGUCUGAUGAAAAUAUGAAUUAAUUUGAAAAGGAAAAUAAAAAGAAGGCUCAUUAAAGAGUUUACAGUUCAAGAGAAAUGGAAGUUAUCAACCGUCUUUACUCUGAGCAUGAAUAAAAGUAAAAAAAAAAUUCAGAUUUGAAAAAGGAUUAUGAAGAAAAGAUGCUCAAAGAGUGUACUUUCUCUCCUCGCUUGAUGAGAUCUCAUUUUAACUCUGGCUCCAACUUCAAUUUUGGAAAUACCCACUCAUAAGAGUCUCAAUAUUACUCAAAGAGAGAGCCUAACUUUUACGAGUAAUCUUAAAAGAUGAAAACGUUAUAUGAAAACCAUAAAGAAAUACUCAAGGAUGCCAAAGAAAAUGAAGAAAAGCAGUAAGUUUUAGAUAAACCUAAACUCACUAAAAAAACUCAGUAAAUAAGUGAGUAGGCUUUUGAGAAAAAAGGAUAAAAGAGCUUAAGCGUUAUAGAUCGUCUUUUCUAAGAAAAAAAGGUUCCUUAACAACCUGAAGAUCCUCACCCAUAUAAACCCACAAUCUCUAACUACAAGACUAAGAAUAGAAAAGUUCAAAAGAUUGACGAAUAUCUCUAUCAGGAUGCCAAAAGAAGAAGAGAGGAAGAAAAAUAAUCCAAGAGUGUUACUCACAGCAACUAGAAAUCUAUCAACUUUAACACACUUUCUACACAUGGACCUUCCUAAGGAUCUGCUUAUAAUCCUAAUGCUCACAAGAAGAGUCUCUAAAAAGCUAUUGCUUCAAAAUUUGACAAGGAAUUCUAGCAAGCAGUUGCUGACAUGGCAUUUACGAAGGAUCCCAACAGAAAAUCUAUGCCUGAAACUAUUUCUUAUUUGGAAGCCAUUGAAAUUUUGCAAAAUUUGAAAUUUAUCAACCAAAAGAGCUUUGAAGAAAAUUAAAUUAUUGCAACUUAAGUAUAGCGUGUUUGGAAUUAAUUGUCAGGAAGAUAGAAUAAGUCUAGAGUUUUGGUGAGAAACCUAGAAGUUUUCUUGUUUGCCGUUUAAAAUAUCAGAGCUGACUCAGAAAUGAUACCUUAUGUUACUGAGGAGUAGCUUUAAUAAGAAGGCUAACAGAAUACUUUACAUCAUAAAUCAUAGCACUUGAAUCCAGAUGACUCUUCUCCUCGCAGUCACUUUAACUCCCAGCAACAAAGUUAGAGUUAAGAUAAUAUGGAGAGAAUCAAUUAGAAAAUUGCAGAAAGAGCUGAGAUGAUUAAUUCAAAGCUCAGCGAGUCUAAGAAAUGUGCAGUAGGUUUCUUCGAUAAAAAUGAUAACUUAUACUAUAUAGAUGAGUAAGUAAACUAGAUUCACAAGCAAUUUAAGGAUAUUAAUGACAAUCGUCUAACUGCAGAAAAAGGUGCUAGAAGAACUUCUAAAAACAAUGAAGUCAAUAAUCACACCUAUGCACCAGAAAUCUCUGAAACAUCUCGUCGUUUGGCCUUAGAAAGAAGAGAAAGAGUUGUUGAUGACUUAAAGAAUAAUCCAGGAUUCGUUGGAGCUCUUGAUAUCAAUGAAAUUUUGAGUUACUAAUAGCAACUAACAAGAUUUUAAAACUUAGAAUUGAAAUAGAAGCUUGAUGAUGAAAAAAUGAAUGAAUGCACCUUCCAUCCUUAAACAAAAGAUUUCAGUAAGGUACAGAAGUAUUUUUCACCUAGAAACAACAAUAAUGGAACUAAUUUCGAAGAAGAAAUGCAAGGAAAAGUACCAAGUGAAAGAAAGUAAGCUACAUCAACCAAGCCAUUAGGAGUGCACAGAACACUAGAACUUUACUCUCUUGCUAAGCCUUAGAACUAGAGAAGAGAUAGAGAUAAAGGAGAUAUUGAGUAUGAAAAAGAGUGUGAUGAAUGUACAUUCUCUCCUGAUAUUUCUCAUAUCAAGCUUACUAACUUUAAUUCGACUAUUAAUGGAAGCCAGUACAACUCCUACAACAGCCCUAACAAAAGCAAAUAACUAAGCAAUUUACAACAAAAAGGUAUUUAGAAGAGUAUCGAUCGUAUGAAAACUGGUCGCUUAAAUACCAAAGUUAAUGAGUAAAUUCAAAGCUCAGGCACAACUUUAUCUAACAAAUAGCGUCAAUCAAUUGAGAAGUUUGUUAAUAUUUCCUUACAAAGUGAGAAGCACACUCAUGAGCGCCCUCAGGGAAGAUUCAUCUCAACUAACUCCCACCAUAAUCACAGUAACAGCGGGCAACACAGAGUAGUUUCAUCUUCUCCUAAGCCUAAUAUGUUCUCUCCUUAAGAAACUCAAGAAUACACUCACUAAAAUAACAUAGAUCCAUAGGAACACGUAGAUACUGCUCGUAGUGGUAAAUCUCAACCUAAUUAGGCAGAAACUCAAGAUGUGACUGAAUACUUCUUGAAGUAGCCUUAGCAGUAAUCUUAAUAGGAUAAAGAAAAAUCUCUACCUGUAACUUCAAAAACUAUGGAAGAAGACAGAGUACCUUUGCUGUUUGUUGACGUAAACAUUGAAGAUGGUAAAACUGCCAGAAUUAUUGUUUACGAAGGUGAAAAAUCUGAAGAUCUUGCUAAUAAGUUUGCAUAAGAACACAAUCUUGAUUCAGUUAUGACAGGAAGACUUAAGGAUUUGUUAGAUUAACAAAUUAACAGCUUAUUAACUAAGAUUGAUGAAGAAGUUGGAAGCGAUAGAGAAGAAGAAGAGGAGGAAAGUGGAGAAGACGAACAAGGUAACUACAUUCAUAGAAGAAGACAUAAAAAAUAGAAAAUGAUUGACCAUCAUAUUAACGAAGAAGAACAACACCAAACUAGCCAACAAGUAGUGCACCAUGAAGAAGAAACUCCUUCAAAUAAUUAAAACAUAAUUUACACAGAAGAUAACUUUGAUUAUAUGAGCAGCUAAAAUCGCUUGAAUAAUCCUAAUUUCCACAACCAAGUUUAGAAUUCAGAUCCAAAUAUUAAGUCAAAUCAAAUGAUUACUCAUCCUGAUGAGCAUGUUAAAGAAGAGGUUCAUGAGUAAGACGAAGACGAUGAAGAAGAGUAAAAUAAAGUUAAGAGAACAGCUGCAGGAAACUAAAACGAACAUCCUUAAGAACAUGAGCAUUAGAAAAAUGCUUAGGAUAUCAUGGAAAUGCACAUGAAAGCUUUAGCUUAGACUUUCAAAAACUAUUCUGAAAACGAAGACAAAUAGAAGUAGUUAUUGAGUGAAGACAAUCACACCUAACUUACCUCUUCCUAACAAUAGAAAAAGCUUACUUAAAAAGAAAUCGAAGAAAUGCAUAUGAAAGCUUUGGCUACAACAUAUAAAAAUUACUCUGAGAGUGAAGAAAAGCAAUCCUAAUUGCCAACCAAUAGCUAGAAAGUGACUCUCUAAGAUAUGGAAAAUCUUCAUAUGAAAGCCCUAGCCGCAACCUUCUAAAACUAUUCAAAUGAUCCCAAUAAGCUAAACUAAUUACCUCCCUCUGAGUUCUCUAACUCAAGCUCAAAGAAGGUGUUCGAAUACGAGUAACAUUCACCUUUACAAAACACACAAACAUAAGGUGGACUUUACUCCUAUUAAAAUUAACCUUAAAUUUCUAAUAACUCCUAUGCAGGUAGCACUUACAAGCCAGAAACCACUAAUGCAAACAGUAACAGUUAUAGUAAUUAGCUUAAUGUGCAAGAUAUUAUGAAUAAUCAUAUGAAGGCUUUGUCAACAACAUAUUAAAAUUAUUCUGAAAACCCUGAUAAAUUUAAUUAUAAUUAAUCCUCAUAGCCAUCAUCAUCUUCAUAUUUGCCCUCAAGCACAAACUACGGAUAAGCUUCAAAUAGUCCUUACAACAAAUAUACUUCUCCAGUAGGUUAAUCUAAUUUUGCCACUGCUUACACAAACCCCACUACUUAAGUAAACUAUGGUUCCUCAUCAUAUAAUGCUCUUGGAACUUCAGCAUCACCAACUGGCACCACCUACAAUGCAUAUUCUAUUCCAACAACCAAUACCUAUAGCACAAAUACUUAUGGAACUACAAAUACAGGUACUUAUGGAACAUCUAACGCAAAUACAUAUGGAACAUCAAAUGCAAAUACAUAUGGAACAUCAAACAACAGCACAUACGGAGUUACUAAUACUAACAACUAUGGAUUAUCUAACAGUAAUACUUAUGGUACUGCUAAUAAUACCUAUGGAACUACUAAUACCUAUGGAGCUACUGCAUCUAACCCUUAUAGUUCUUCAACAACAUAUACAACUCCUUCAACCUUUAACUACAAUCCCACUACAUUUAAAUAUUGA